UCCGACUUACAUACAGAUUCAACUUAAGAGCAAACCUACAGUCCCUAUCUUGUAGUAACCUGGGGAUUGCCUGUAUAUGUGUAUAAACAAGUUUACAUGUGUGUGUACACGGCCAGACAGGAGACAUACUUGAGAAAUGUGUGAGAGAGAAAGAGACAGGAAAGAUACAACUGAUGAAACUCAUGAAAUGGAUAUACUGAAUAACUGGACGAUUAAAAGUGACACUAUAGUUUGACUCCGUUCAAACGGGAGAAUUCAAAUAGGAAGCUAAGGUAAAAGCUACACAGGCAUGUGCAUGUAAACUAAGCAUCCACCUUCCCUCAAAUCACUGUGCACAACAGCGGCUGUCUGUGCGCUGAACCCUCCAUCUGGACAACAAUCACUUCAGAUCAUUUUAACUCUUUUUUCCUAUUUCAUUAUGUUGUUCUCAAAUUCCUCCUCUUAAUGGGGGAAAAGGGAGCCCACGCCUCAUCCUUCUCUCGGCUCCGAUUGGCUGAAAGUUUCCGAUCCCUGUUCCAAUUGGAGAAUCACAAAUCAUCUCCCUCCUGUUCCUCCCUCCGGCCCGCGCGCAUUCACCCUUACUCCACCCUCGUUGAAUCUGACCAGCAACCUGCGGACACCGUAGUUCGCUUCACUAUGAGCCCUCUGGCUACUUUCAUCCUCGCUGCGUUUUCCCUGGCUCUGAAUCGCAGCAUCCCUGCGGACUAGUAGGAAGCGGGAGGAAAACCCUGAGAACUUUUGCGGAGGCGGCCUGGGGAGAUGGAUGGCGGGGACGUAAAGGCAUUAGCUCUCCAAGAACAUUCCCGCACGGUGGUGGGGAAAGAUUUUCUCUCUGGCAUAUGAUUCCUCCUUCUGCUUUCUUGGGAGAAGAGAGCUCAGGGAAGAUGCCUCGGGUGCUGUGGGCUCUUUGCUUUGGAGUCCUGGAGACGGUCCUUUGCAGUUUCUCAGAAGAUCACUGCAGCUGGAGGGGGAGUGGCUUGUCCCAGGAAUCAGAAAGCGUGGAGCAGAUCUCUCUACACUGUGCUGAAGGCUUACUUGAGUGGCUGUACCCAGCUGGAGCCUUACGCCUCAGCCUCUCCCCCCGCCUCCCCAUGAGCACCGCAGCCAAAGGGAAGAGCCCCAGGCAGAUCACCACUUGUAUCAAGCCCUCCAGCACCUUCCAAGGAGCUCAGAUCUAUCUGGAGAGGGAUGGGAUCCUGGAACUUCUGCUGUCUGAGACAGAUGCCUCCCUCCGUCCUAGGGUGCGCUGCUUCAGUUGGCUGCCCCAGGAAAAAGUGGCACUCUUUCUUCAGUCUACCUUGCACCAGGACAUCAGCCGUCGGAUUGCUGCCUUCCGCUAUGAGCUGCGGGGAGACUGGAACUCACGCCUCUCACUGCCCUCCAGCAGCCUCAGCCUGGAAGGGGCAUGCCGGCCAUGUAAUGACACCGAGAUCUUGAUGGCCAUUUGCACUAGUGACUUUGUCAUUCGUGGCAACAUCCGGACUGUCUCCAAUGAUGUCGAGAGGCAAGAAUCCGUCAUCAGCGUGAGUGCCACCCGGGUUCACCGGCAGAAAUUCACUCUGUUCCAGCCUGUCAGUAAAUCCAGCAAAUCAAUGGGCAGCAUCCACACCCUGCUGCGGUGUGGUGUGAAACCAGGACCCGGCAGCUUCCUUUUCAUGGGGUGGCUGCACUUUGGGGAGGCCUGGCUCAGCUGUGCUCCCCGUUACAAAGACUUUCAGCGCAUCUACGAGAUUGCACACCAGGCUCAUGAGAACCCCUGUGAAGUCUUGCUGGACUGAGUGAUGAUAGCAGGGGCAUUCAGCCUGACCCUUAGGCAUGGAGAUCACCAGCUAAACAAUGGUGCCAUCAAGAGCUCACAUUCACCAGCCUGGGGAUAGCAAGAAUUCUCCCCAUCCCAUACCCACCUGCAGUGGUUCCCAUUCCUACUUCACAUGCUCUGUGCUGAAGCGAGUUGUAGGGUACCUUCUGUGCUACCAGGAACCUGGAUCCUGGCAGGAGAUCCCCAGAUUGCUGAUUAGGAUCAGGCACAUGUUGAGUAACAUAAAGGAAAUUAAACCCUUCCCAUGUGGGGAACAGUAACACAAACAGCUGACUAAUGGAGAGCAGGACUUGUAGUCAACCAUCCCUUUAAGCAGCUUGAAUAGACAAAAAUGCCAGUGAAAUGGCAGCUAAGUCAUCCUUACUAUCCCAAGAUUCAUUGCCAGGUAAGUCCCAGCACUGAGGGACUCUCUUGCAAUGUUGUGACUGUUCAGACCAAGUAUCGAAGUGGACUGAGUGUGGGGAGAUGAUGGAUCACUGGACCUGGAAAUCAAUGCAUGACCAUCUCUGCACCUCAUUUUGCACUGAAACAUACCAACACAAUAUGGAAAAGGCAUUGGCAAAACUAGCCAAAGGCAGGGGAAAAUCCUGCCCAAAUAAAGAGGCAUGCUAACUCCACCAGGUUUGACCCACCAUAGGAUCUGAUUCAGCAAAGCUCUUGAGCUGUCAGUCCCGUUGACUUCAAAAAGACUAAUGCCCAGAGCCUCAAAGGUAUUUAGGAACCUAUGUGCUUCACAGAAGUGGGGCCUUGUUGCCAUGACAUCUGUUCUGAAGUGGUCCUGCUCCCUCUCCUUCCCCUAGAGAAGCUUCACCCCUCCAGUGAGGGGAGGAAGACCCAGGAAGUGACAGCUAUCAUGUUUACAUUCCAUUUAGUAUUUGUUUGGGUAGAAAUGUGAAGAUACUGCUUUGUACACAGUGUGGUGAGACAGUGGUGGACAACAGAGCUAUGGGAGGAGAGUCAGAGUAGGGCUGGGAAUAUCUGCUUGGUGGGCUUCUGAACAGACAUAAAUUCAUGGUUCACAACCCGGUUGCCAAAAAGAUGCCCCAUGGAGUCUUCACAGGUGUCUUGUGUCCUUGACAUUUAGGGAGCGUUCACUGGAGGGGUCCAGCUUUACCCUGUGGUAGCAGAGCAGAACAUGGGUGUCAUACUGUACCUGCCUGGGGAGAAGGAAAUUUACCAGCUACAGGUUUUGGAUGUUGGGGAAGCAGUUUCUAUUUGCCAGAAGGGAAAGACAUUAGCAGCUCUUAGGUUUUGGUUAAAUCAUUAUGUACAUUUAUACACAAGCUCCGUGCUACUCUUCAAGCUCCUGCCAGCAGAACCCUCACUCAAAGUCCCAUGCAUAGACUUUGGUGCCACCUCUCUUCACAUUUACCUCUAUCCCGCUAACCUAGCAUGGUUCCUGCCUUCAGAAACACUCAAAAUGCAGAACCACCAAACAGCUUCUCAGGAACUUUAAAGCAGAGGUGGGCCCAUGUUAAGAUUGGGGGAUUUUAGAGACAGAGCUCUGCUACAGAUCCAGAUUUCUGGUUUGAAUCAGUUUAAUGGAAGUGGGCCUAAACUACGAUAUUUGGAUCUGAAUCCAGAUUCCAAACUCUUCCCACCGUUGGGUGACUUUCAGUUUGGUGUUCCUAUCUGGUUUCAUCUCCGCACUAAAGAAGCUGACCUCAUUUUAGCAUCACUUUUGUGCUGUCUCUGAUCUACAAACAUCAUAUGUGGACCUUGACAGGGGAAGAACCUCUGUGAAUGUCAGUGUGAAGUGAUCCAGCAGGCAGUACAGUAUGACUCCAGUAUGUACAGCAGUGAAAUCUUUGCAAAGGUAUUUAGCCCACUUUUUUUUUAAAUGACAGUUUGGGUCACUUGUAGUUUGAAGACAAGGCUUGUCUAUAACAGACACCAUAAAUUAAUGGCAGCUUUGGGAGCCAGAUGUGACUGAGGACCACAGGUUUGUCUUUCUACAGCUUAUGUUAAAUAUACAGAAUUGCCAACCAGAAUUGUGUGUAUUGUAGAAAAUGGACUUGCAACAUUGUGAGGAGUCCCUUUGGGGAAUCUGUAUAAGUAUGGGCAUUGGUCCCAAUAUGCACAUACAUAACCUACCACUGGUGAUGGAAAUUGGGGAAGUAGCAGCUGCUAAUGGAAGCAUUCUGGCAGAAACAAAGGUCUUGGAUAGAGAUAGCAAGAAAGCAGAAGCCUGUCAUCAUAGAACAGGAAAUAGGAGUAAGAAUCGAGAGAAGACGGUCUUUUUUUCUAGGUGGUCAUUGUGUCACAGACAAUUGGAACUUGGACAACUGCAGAGACAAGCAAACUCUUUGUUUGAUUAUUGGGGAGUGUGGGAAGGAGAUCCAAACUGUCAAUUUUAAACUGAGACAUCCACUUUGUUGGAGAACAGAAAUUUUGAGUUAAAGGUGCAGGUUUGAGGGGAGUUUGGGACAAAAAUCAGUCAUACCAGGUAACUAUCAGCAAACUCCUAAUUCUGUGUGGAAAUUGCUGGUAAAGCCCAGAUGUUUUAGGCCUUGUCUACAUCCAACCAAGUUUAAGAAUGGCCAUACUGGGUCAGACCAAAGGUCCAUAUAGCCCAGUAUCCUGUCUGCCGACAGUGGCCAAUAACAGAUGCCCCAAAGGGAAGGAACACAACAGGUAAACCUCACGUGAUCCCUCUUCUGUCACCCAUUUACAGACAACAGAGUCUAGGGAUACCAUUCCUACCCAUCCUGGCUAAUAGUCAUUGAUGGAUCUAACCUCCAUGAAUCUAUCUAGCUCUUUUUUGAACCCUAGUCUUCAUCAUAUCCUCUGGCAAGGAGUUCCACAGGUUGACUGUGUGCUGAGUGAAAAAAUACUUUCUUUUGUUUAUUUUAAACCUGCUGCCUAUUAAUUUCAUUUGGUGACCCCUAGUUCUUAUAUUGUGGGAAUAAGUAAAUAGCUUUUCCUAAUUCACUUUUUCCAGACCAGUCAUGAUUUUAUAGACCUCUAUCAUAUCCCCCCUUAGCCUCCUCUCUUCUAAGCUGAAAAGUCCAAGUCUUUUUAAUCUCUCUUCACAUGGGACCUGUUCCAAAUCCCUAAUCAUUUUUGUUGCCCUUUUUGGAACCUUUUCCAAUGCCAAAAUAUCUUUUUUGAGAUGAGACGACCACAUCUGUACGUAACUCACUAGUGAUACAGCUGAGUAACUGUGGUUUGGAUCUACACACACAACACUAUUAACAUUCAGCUACUAAUCAAGGCAGCUAAGUCUACAGCUAUACUACCGUGAGGAUCAAGGCUUUGAGACUGACCCACCAGCAGCUGAUUUAGCGGGUCUAGUGAAGAUCCUCCAAAUCAAUCCAGAUCACUCUCCAGUCAACCCUGCUCCUCUACCUCUGUCGAGAAGAGUAAUGUAAGUAGAUAGAGGAGUUUCUCCUGUUGACCCCCCUGCAGUGUAGACCCCACUGUAAUUUGACCUAAGGUACAUUGACUCAGUUGCGUACUUUAGGUUGAUUUUCUGUGGUACUGCAGACAUAGGCUCAGUUAGGAUCUAGCCUUGAACAUGGUUGGCUUCUUAUAACCAGUUCAUAAAAUGUUUUAGCUGUACAGAUGAAUAGCCCACCAUGCUUUGGUCUCCCUGCUGCAGCAUGUUCUCUACUUUAGAUCCUCUUGAGGUAUCAUGAGAGAUGCCCAGAUUUUCCCACAAUGCACUGUUACAAACCUCAGGUAGAUGUGAAUGCAUAUACAUCUGUCACAUGGUUGCACUGUGAAAAAAUCUGCAGCACAGAGAAAUGUCUGUUGUAAAGGGUUACAGGAGGUAGGUUACACCACCAUUGUUUCUUAUGUAGCAUGGAUGGGACCUCAGGCUAAUGAGUUCAAAUGAUUCUGGCUCACUUCUUAUCCAAAAAUGCCUAUUUGGGGAAGAAGGAGAAAUAUUUUAUAAGUGGGGACAUCAUAUAUGAACUAAAGUUAUAACAAUACCAAAUUUGUUAUUUUUUUAAACUAAACUUUGUGUAAAGUGUGGGGUUUUUAAAAUGUGAAAUCUUAAUAUAAAAUGCAUCUCCACAGCUGUAAAACACUGUUAGGCACAUUUGAUGUUGUCAUUCUGUAGAGUGUAGUCAAUAGCUGUGAGAAUGUAAUUGAGUUUAUACAUAUCAUCUCUAUUUACAAGGUGAGAAAGGAAGCUCUAAUUCUGCAUAACUUGUAACAAAGAGAUUUCUCAUUGUUGUGUUUUGAAAUAAACAACUGUAUUUGUCA
Pelodiscus sinensis (Chinese soft-shelled turtle) is the source of this 6031-nucleotide messenger RNA. It is a transcript of the gene METRN, whose product is annotated as meteorin, glial cell differentiation regulator. Gene Ontology annotation, molecular function: hormone activity. Lineage: Eukaryota; Metazoa; Chordata; Testudines; Trionychidae. Gene Ontology annotation, biological process: positive regulation of axonogenesis; glial cell differentiation. The record is from RefSeq and is a predicted model, not a curated record.